Molecule: messenger RNA, 2163 nt
Organism: Zonotrichia leucophrys gambelii
Lineage: Eukaryota; Metazoa; Chordata; Aves; Passeriformes; Passerellidae
Gene: INSM1
Product: INSM transcriptional repressor 1
Biological process (GO): neuron differentiation; regulation of cell cycle process; negative regulation of transcription by RNA polymerase II
Cellular component (GO): nucleus; transcription repressor complex
Molecular function (GO): DNA-binding transcription repressor activity, RNA polymerase II-specific; RNA polymerase II cis-regulatory region sequence-specific DNA binding
Source: RefSeq, a predicted model, not a curated record
AUGGCCCCGGCCCGCUUAAAGGCGGCGGCGGCGGCCGCGCCGCGGGCAGCUAGCAGCCUCCGUCGUGGCCGCCGCCGGCCCGGAGCCGGCGCGAAGAUGCCCCGGGGCUUCCUGGUGAAGCGCAGCCGGCGGCCCACCCCCGUGUCGUACCGGGCGCGCUGCUGCCGCGAAGCCGCCGCCGGCCCGCCGCUCCCCGCCGGCGCCGCACAGCCGCCCGCCUGCCCCACCGCUCCGCCGCCCCUGCCGCGGGACUCGCCGCCGCCGGUGCCGUUCGGGACGCCCGAUGCCGCCGUGCAGGCACUGUACAGCCCCACGCGGCCCGUCAGCAGGGACAAGUACCUGGAGCGCGGCUUCAGCCUGGGCUCGCCCGUCUCCGCCGAGUCCUUCCCCGCGCCGGCCGUGCCCGGCACCAUGGACCCGAUCCUCUUCGCCCCGGCUGACCUCAAGCUCUGGGCCGCUGCCGGCCACGCCGAGCCGCCCGCCGCCCACCCCGGCCCCGGCGGAGUGCCCGCGCCGCCCGCCCCGGCCGCGCCGCCCGCCUCGGGCCGCCCGCUGCCCGCCAAGCGCCCGCAGGGUGCCUCCGAACCCGGGCGGCAGAAGGCCCCGUCGGGCAAGAAGACGAAGGCGAUCCGCAAGCUGACCUUCGAGGACGAAGUGACCACCUCGCCCGUGCUGGGGCUGCGCAUCAAGGAGGGCCCGGUGGAGGUGCCGGCCAAGGCGCGGGGCGGCUGCGCCCGUCCGCUGGGCGAGUUCAUCUGCCAGCUCUGCAAGGAGGAGUACGGGGACCCCUUCGCGCUGGCGCAGCACCGCUGCUCCCGCAUCGUCCGGGUGGAGUACCGCUGCCCCGAGUGCGACAAGGUCUUCUCCUGCCCCGCCAACCUCGCCUCCCACCGCCGCUGGCACAAACCGCGUCCGCCCGCCACCAAGAGCGGCCCCGAGGCGGGCCGGGCACCGGCCGCGGGCCCGGGUACUGCCCCGGCGGAGGAGACGCCGAAGGAGGCGAGCGGUGGCAGCGGCAGCGAGCGGGACACGCCGAGCCCCGGCGGAGCCUCGGAGGCGGGCUCCGAGGAGGGGCUCUUCGAGUGUCCCCGCUGCGCCAAGCGGUUCCGCCGGCAAGCCUACCUGCGCAAGCACCUGUUGGGGCACGCUGCACCGGCACCCACGGCGGCCCCGGUACCCGCACCGGCCCCGGAGCCCAGCGCCGAGGAGCUGCCUGCCGCCGAGUGCCGCCUGUGCCCCGUGUGCGGGGAGACCUUCCCCAGCAAGAGCAGCCAGGAGCGGCACCUGCGCCUCCUGCACGCCGCGCAGGUCUUCCCCUGCAAGUACUGCCCGGCCACCUUCUACAGCUCUCCCGGCCUCACCCGGCACAUCAACAAGUGCCACCCCUCGGAGAACCGGCAGGUCAUCCUGCUCCAGGUGCCGCUGCGCCCUGCCUGCUGAGCCGCCCGUGCCUUCCCCGCCGCCCCGCGCUGCUCCCCCGGGGCCGCCACACGAUUAGCUUUAAUACAGCUUGUGACCUGCUGGAAUCUGGCUUUACACUUACCUUCCCGGGGUCUCUCUCUUCUUUUUUUCUGUUUUCUUUAUUUUAUUUUUAUUUUUUUUUUUUUAUUUUGUUCCUUUGCUCUGUUUUUUAUCGAUGUGAACAGAUCAAACUGCUUGAGAGAAACAAGCGUUUCCUUUAGUGUAGCCACAAAUGCCUUGACUCUGCUGUUGAUGGUCUCCAGAAAAUGCUGUAGAAACUGCCUUAACUGUGACAUGCCAACUUUCUGUUUCUGUUCGUUUGCCCUUUCUAAGGUAGCUCAUGAGUUGUCUAUCUGUAUAUGUUGGUUUGAGUAAUUAUGUUAUUUAUUUGUUAUUUAUUUAUAUUAAUUAUGAAGAUUGAUAUUAUUUGAUUGCAGAUAUUCUAAUGCGCUUUUUUGUCUCCCCACCUGCCAUUUCACUGUGCGUUUUAGAAGAUCUUUUUUUCUUAAGGGAUCUGCUAAAAAGGUUUUAACUUUUAUACCUAGAAUAACACAUGAUCUUAACCAUUUUAUCCCGUGCAACCAACAGCUCUUACUUUUAGAUGCAAUCUCUUUUUCUACACACAUUAUUUUCUUAACUGUUAGCUAUUUAUAGAGUGCUUCGAUAGAACUGUUUCAACUGUAUAAUUAUUUACUAUUCGAA